Molecule: messenger RNA, 814 nt
Organism: Entrophospora sp. SA101
Lineage: Eukaryota; Fungi; Glomeromycota; Glomeromycetes; Entrophosporales; Entrophosporaceae
Source: the annotation of a GenBank genome assembly
AUGUUCACAAAAGGAUUCGAGACACCAAAGAUAUUUCGUGGACCUAAUUCAAAAGCCAUCGAUUACAUUCAUCGAACAGUUUUAAUUCUAAAUCAGUCUUUACCGCCACCAAAUUACAUUUUGAAUUUGAUUGGAAAAAUUGAGAUUUAUGCCACUCCAAAAAAUACAAAUAAUCGAAAUAUGAACAUUCUUGAUAGUAGUAUUAAUACCUCUGAUGGUAGUUUAGAUAAAAGACGUGACAAUUCUUUAUUAUCGGCAUUAUCAUCUUAUUUAUUAUCACCAUAUUCAAGUAAUUACGAAUCUUCAAGAAGUGCACCUACAGAAGAAGAAAUAGAAUGUACCAUGUGUACAGUUGACUGUGUUAAAGCAUGUCACUUGGAUGACAUAUUUGCUGAUAUAAGGUUUGCACUUAAAUUUAUUGCAGAUGGAAAUACAACAACAAAAACCAGUAAUAAUAAUAAUACCACCACUACUAAAUUAUCUUAUCCACCAACACCUCAUACCACAUACUCACAACGACAGUCACCGAAAAGCAGUUCCUAUGAUCCUGCUGCUGUAUUCUUUCUUGAACUAAUGAUAAACGUUACAUUACAAAAUCGAGAUAGAAUUCAAUAUUUAUGGCCAAUUCUAUUUGGACAUAUAACCGAUAUUUUAAAAGAAUCUCAAAAUAAUAGUAUUCUGUUAGUUGAGAGAACAGUUGUUGCAUUGCUUAGAUUGUGUAUUCGUCUGACACAUAAAGAUGAAAUGGUAUUUGAUAUCUUGCUAGCAUUAGAACUAUUAGCGACAUUACCACAUGACGUAAUAAAUUCUGUUG